CAUCGUUGCUCCAAAACCACACUCUUCACAGCACACAAACACACACAAACGAUUCUAACAUAUCUGCAUCAACCUAUUCCAAUGGCACACAGAAAAAUGAAUAUGGGUUUGAUUUUGGUCGUAAUGGCCAUGCUGUGUGCAGGAGCUGCAGCACAAUCGAGUUGUACAAAUGUGCUAGUGAGCCUGUCGCCAUGCCUAAACUAUAUUACAGGAAAUUCCUCAACCCCCUCUUCAGGAUGCUGCUCACAGCUUGCCACUGUGGUGCGUUCACAACCACAAUGCCUGUGUCAGGUUCUCGGCGGGGGUGCAUCAUCAUUGGGGAUCAAUAUCAACCAAACUCAAGCCCUAGCCUUGCCUGGUGCUUGCAAGGUCCAGACCCCACCAACCAGUCAGUGUAAUACAGCUGCUACACCAGCAAACUCCCCAGAAGAACCAGCAGCAGAGUCUCCAAAUUCAGGUCCAUCAGGAACCGGAUCAAAAAGCACACCCACAACAGGUGAUGGAUCAUCCAGUGGGAAUUCCAUCAAGUUAUCCAUUCCUCUGUUACUUGUUUUGGCAGCAACGUAUGCUUCAACUUUCAGAACAUACUGAUUCUUUAAUCAGUGGGCUUCUCAGUUGAAAUGUUUUUUUUUUCCCUUGUUAUUUGUUUAAUGUAUUCAUUUGUGUAAUUGUGUGACCUCUACUGGAUUACAACAUAGUUUUGUAUUGUGAGAAAGAUUUGUUCUCUAUACUUUAUCAAUAAAGAUGGAUUGAAACUUGUGGUUUGCA
Lotus japonicus is the source of this 768-nucleotide messenger RNA. RefSeq names its product non-specific lipid transfer protein GPI-anchored 5-like. Lineage: Eukaryota; Viridiplantae; Streptophyta; Magnoliopsida; Fabales; Fabaceae. The record is from RefSeq and is a predicted model, not a curated record. The transcript is spliced from 3 exons. Gene Ontology annotation, biological process: lipid transport. Gene Ontology annotation, molecular function: lipid binding. Bases 82 to 591 code for a protein of 169 amino acids.